UACUCAUAGUUUCAUUCUCUCCAUUCUUCACAUGCCUUCUCAAUCAUGGUUUUCUUAAAACCAUGGCUUCUUCAUCUUCUUUUCUUGCUGUUAAUGGUUCUUAAUGCAGAAUCACUCUUCUUCAACUUCUCAACAUUCCACACAAACAUGCCAGAAAUUGAAUUCCAAGGAGAUUCAUUCUCUUCAGGGGCAGUUCUUCAGAUCACAAAGAACCAAGCAGAUGCAAGCCUAACAAGCAGUGUUGGUAGAGUUUCAUAUUCACAACCUGUGCAUAUUUGGGACUCGAAAACCGGCAAAGUCACAGACUUCACCACCCACUUCUCCUUCAUCAUGAAAUCCGUUGAUCUCAACUUGUAUGGUGAUGGGAUUUCUUUCUUUCUUGCUCCAUUUGAUUCCCAAAUCCCACAAGAUUCAUCUGGUGGUUACCUAGCUCUGUUUAGUCCAGAAAUGGCUUUUGAUAAUCGUACCAGUAAUCAGAUUGUAGCAGUUGAGUUUGAUAGCUUCAAGAAUACAUGGGAUCCAAGCGAUGAUCAUGUCGGAAUCAAUGUGAAUUCAAUUAUUUCAGUCACAAAUGUCACUUGGAGAAGUAGCAUUAAGAAUGGAUCAACAGCAAAUGCUUGGGGAAGUGGAGAUGAAGAUGACGAUUAUGGCAUUGAUGGCUCAAUAGAUAAUGACUUUGAGAAGGGUACAGGGCCUAAAAGAUUCACAUACCGUGAACUAAGCAGUGCAACGAACAACUUCUCCGAACGAGGGAAGCUUGGAGAGGGAGGAUUCGGGGGUGUUUAUAAGGGUUUGUUGAGUGAAUCGAGCACAGAAGUGGCGGUGAAGAAGGUAUCGAAAGGAUCGAAGCAAGGCAAGAAGGAGUACAUAUCAGAAGUGAGGGUAAUCAGCAGGUUAAGGCACAGAAACUUGGUUCAACUCAUCGGAUGGUGCCACCAGCGCGGUGAGUUACUUCUUGUCUAUGAAUUCAUGCCUAAUGGAAGCCUUGAUUCACAUCUCUUCGGAGGGAAGAAAGCUCCAUUGACAUGGACAAUCAGGUACAAAAUAGCACUUGGUUUGGCAUCUGCAUUGCUGUAUCUCCAUGAAGAAUGGGAACAAUGUGUUGUCCAUAGAGACAUCAAGUCCAGCAAUGUAAUGUUGGACUCAAAUUUCAAUACCAAGUUAGGCGAUUUUGGCCUCGCAAGGCUUGUUGACCAUGAAUUAGGCUCUCAAACAACUGUCUUAGCCGGAACCAUGGGGUACUUAGCCCCUGAAUGUGUGACAACAGGUAAGGCUAGCAAGGAAUCCGAUGCUUACAGCUUUGGAGUUGUUGCUCUUGAAAUAGCCUGCGGACGAAGGCCUGUCGAACCAAAACAAGAACCAAGCAGAGUGAGGCUUGUAGAGUGGGUCUGGGACUUAUAUGGACAAGGCCGAUUUCUGGACGCUGUGGACAAGCGAUUAGACAACGAUUUUGAUGAGAAUCAAAUGGAAUGCUUAAUCACAGUUGGGUUAUGGUGCUGUCAUCCGGACUACACUCUGCGUCCAUCGAUCAGGCAAGCGAUAAAUGUGCUUAAUUUUGAAGCUCCAUUGCCUAGCCUUCCUGGGAAAUUGCCUGUGCCAACAUACUAUGCUCCUCCAAUCAAUAUCUGCCAAUUCAGCAAUACGUCUUCGUUGUUAGGAUUGACGGAUUCGGAGAAGUAUAGAACUCAGUGUUCUUGUAGCAGCUGCUCUACGAAUACUACAAUGUCAGCAGGAUCUACAAAAGCUCUUUUGAAUUCGCCGAAUUCUUCUAUUUUGUGAUUGUAUUGUGCCUUGUUUUGUUCAACAUAUCGAGCUAUACAGUAGAUGUGUGUCUAUAUCUAGACCAUGUAACUUGGUUCCUCGUAAGACUUCCUGUUUCAUCAACUGUGGAAAUUUUCUUUUCUUGACAAUCUCAUCUGAGGAGAUAGAGACUGAAAUUAUUCUGGCUAAUCAUGUGGCUAUCAAUCAUCAUUGCCAGCUUUUGAUGCUAA
Molecule: messenger RNA, 1991 nt
Organism: Tripterygium wilfordii
Lineage: Eukaryota; Viridiplantae; Streptophyta; Magnoliopsida; Celastrales; Celastraceae
Product: L-type lectin-domain containing receptor kinase IX.1-like
Exons: 2
Coding region: 46-1779 (577 amino acids)
Biological process (GO): protein phosphorylation
Cellular component (GO): plasma membrane
Molecular function (GO): protein kinase activity; carbohydrate binding; ATP binding
Source: RefSeq, a predicted model, not a curated record